Molecule: messenger RNA, 3178 nt
Organism: Vitis vinifera (wine grape)
Lineage: Eukaryota; Viridiplantae; Streptophyta; Magnoliopsida; Vitales; Vitaceae
Product: gamma-tubulin complex component 4
Exons: 16
Coding region: 266-2497 (743 amino acids)
Biological process (GO): microtubule nucleation; meiotic cell cycle; cytoplasmic microtubule organization
Cellular component (GO): spindle pole; centrosome; gamma-tubulin complex
Molecular function (GO): gamma-tubulin binding; microtubule minus-end binding
Source: RefSeq, a predicted model, not a curated record
UUUCUAAUUGCUAAAUGUGUUUCUCCUUUUUUCGGUUUUGGAUAAUAUGAAAUCUAACCAACCAAUUUGAGUUAAAUAAUAAUAAUAAUAAUAAUAAUAAUAAUGUUUUUAGCAUUUUUUAAUCCUAAUUUUAUUUCAAGCCUUGAAAAACGUCUGCGAACUGCGCCAAUUUAAAGUAGAUGGAAUUUAAAUUUGGAUCCAAUAGAAUUGCGGCAAUUUGCGAACCUCUGGCCUUGGUUGGGAGUUUGUAGAGAGAUCGGAGGCGAUGUUGCACGAACUAUUGCUGGCACUCUUGGGCUACACCGGUGAUCUCAUAAUCGACGAACGAGAGCAGCACAAAUCUCUCGGUAUCAACCUCUCUCCCGAUGCUCCUGUCUCAGAGGAUCGCACCUUCAAGCUCGCUCCUGAUCUCUCCUUCAUCCACCCUAGCGAAAGGGAUCUUAUUGAGAAGGUCAUUACCUUAGGAUUUUACUACAGGGAACUUGAUAGAUUUGCAACGAAGUCUCGGGAUUUGAGUUGGAUAAGGUCUACAAAUGUUUCUCCUUUGUCGAGAACAUCUGAGUUAUUGAAAGGGAAACCACAGAAGUCGAGUGCGUAUGGGAGGGCCAUUGCCAAUGGCAUUGUUGAGAUACUGUCAGUAUACCGUUCUGCUGUUCUGCAUAUUGAGCAAAUAUUGUUGUCCGACCCUACACCUAUCUUGGCAACUGUCAUUCAAGGUCUUAAUAAGUUCUUUGUUCUUUUGCCACCUCUGUACGAGCUUAUUUUGGAGAUUGAGCGUGAUGAUAUCUGUGGAGGACAACUUCUUAACCUUUUGCACAAACGGUGCCACUGUGGGGUGCCUGAACUGCAGGCAUGCAUUCAAAGGCUUCUCUGGCAUGGGCAUCAAGUCAUGUAUAACCAACUUGCUUCUUGGAUGGUUUAUGGAAUUCUUCAAGACCAGCAUGGAGAGUUUUUUAUUAGGAGGCAGGAAGAUAGGGAUGUAGAGCAUGAGGCAUCUCCUUCAGAUAUGGUUGAAAAGCUGGCGCGCAUGUCAACUGAUGAUGCAUCUUUAACAGAUUGGCACUUGGGAUUUCAUAUAUUUUUGGAUAUGCUUCCAGAUUAUAUUCAUAUGCGUGUUGCAGAAUCAAUUCUUUUUGCUGGUAAAGCAAUCAGGGUUCUUCGGAAUCCAAGUUCCGCAUUUCGAUUUCAGGAUACUUUAAAUCAUCAGCAGAUACCAAAAGGAUCACACAGAGUUCAAGGACUUACAGGAAGAUUCUCUUUCCAGAAAGAGCCUUUUAUGGAUAUGCAACUGAUUGGAGAAGAAUUACUUCCACAAUCCGAGGCUGAUAAGAUUGAAGCUAUGCUUCAAGAGCUGAAGGAAUCAUCUGAGUUCCACAAAAGAUCAUUCGAGUGUGCUGUUGACUCUAUUAGGGCCAUUGCAGCGAGUCAUCUUUGGCAGCUCGUGGUUGUACGUGCUGACUUGAAUGGACACCUGAAGGCCCUUAAAGACUACUUUCUUUUAGCAAAAGGAGAUUUUUUCCAGUGCUUCCUUGAGGAGAGUCGCCAGAUGAUGCGUUUACCACCUCGCCAAUCAACUGCUGAAGCUGAUCUUAUGGUUCCAUUUCAGCUGGCUGCGAUAAAAACUAUUGGUGAUGAAGACAAAUACUAUUCAAGAGUAUCCUUGAGGAUGCCUUCAUUUGGAAUCACAGUAAAAUCAUCUCAGGCAGAUUUACCAAAGGAAAAAACUUAUGCUGAUGGAAUCUUGGGUUCUUCAGAGAUGUCCCUUGAAGGCUGGGAUGGUAUUGCUCUUGAAUAUUCUGUUGAUUGGCCCUUACAGCUGUUCUUUACCCAAGAAGUUCUCUCUAAGUAUCGCAGGGUCUUCCAAUAUUUGCUUCGACUUAAGCGAACACAAAUGGAAUUGGAGAAGUCCUGGGCUUCUGUGAUGCAUCAAGAUCACACAGAUUUUGCCCAACAUCGUAAUGACCAUAUAAACUGCACAGUAUCUCAGCAGCGACGGCAACGAUCUAGGCCAAUGUGGCGCAUUAGAGAGCAUAUGGCAUUCUUGAUCAGAAACCUUCAAUUUUAUAUCCAGGUGGAUGUGAUAGAAUCUCAGUGGAAUGUACUGCAAGCUCAUAUUCAAGAGUCUCACGAUUUCACUGAACUUGUAGGCUUCCAUCAAGAGUAUUUAUCUGCUCUGAUUUCACAGUCUUUCCUGGACAUUGGUUCUGUGUCACGGAUACUGGACAGCAUAAUGAAACUUUGCCUGCAAUUCUGCUGGAACAUUGAGAAUCAAGAAAGCAGUUCAAACACGUCUGAACUGGAACGUAUAACAGAGGAAUUCAACAAGAAAUCAAACUCACUUUAUACUAUACUGCGCAGCAGCAGGCUUGCUGGGAGUCAACGCGCCCCAUUUCUCAGGCGAUUUCUUCUGCGUCUUAACUUCAAUUCCUACUUUGAGGCAACUGCAAGAGGUGUUCUUAAUGUUGUUAGAUCACGACCAUCAUCGCUUCCUGUUUAGUAGCAACAGCAGCAUUCAUUUACCAAAAAAGCCUCAUAGCUGCUAAUGUGAUCCAAUCUAGCCAACUGCCAUGUGAGCACUCUGUCAUCGCUUGUUCAUGAGAGGGUAAAUAAAAAAUGUUAACCAGAACCAGUUCAAUAAUAUAUGAGCAUAUAUUAUUGCAUGGUUGUUUUUGACAAUUAGGUUGCGUAUUUGGUAGCCAUAUUGAAUGUGCAUGUCCAUUCUCCGCUUGACGAUUCUCCACUGACCAUCCCCGGCAAAUUAGGUGGUGCUGUUGGUAGCUGUAUUGAGGUUUUCCAGUCUAUUGUUAGCUUCUCAGCAUGAUGACCAUCCAGUCACCAUCACCUCAGUCAUGUGGUGCUUGCUUUUGGUAGCUGGUCUCUUAGUAUCUGUUUAUAGCUUGUUUGACUCCCAGAUGCCUUCGCAAUUAGACUGUGCUUAUGGUAGUGGUAGUUGGUUAUGCUUAUUUGUGUCUGCUAUUCCACAUUUUUUACUGUCCAUUGACCAUCCCUUGGCAUUUAGGUAGCGAAUAUGGUAGCUGCCUUGAGGCGGCUGGUCUGUGCUAAUAUUUUCGUCUACCAAAGUUUUUUUAUCUGUAAAAUAUAUGAUUUUUGUAUUUGUAUCGGGAUUUGAACAGAUUAACUUAUUUUAUUUAAAAUUAAACACAUGAUUAUGUGAAAA